This is a messenger RNA of Heteronotia binoei (common prickly gecko), 1766 nucleotides long. RefSeq names its product methylsterol monooxygenase 1 (gene MSMO1). The coding region runs from base 196 to 1089 and encodes 297 amino acids. Lineage: Eukaryota; Metazoa; Chordata; Lepidosauria; Squamata; Gekkonidae. Gene Ontology annotation, molecular function: iron ion binding; C-4 methylsterol oxidase activity. The transcript is spliced from 6 exons. Gene Ontology annotation, biological process: sterol biosynthetic process. The record is from RefSeq and is a predicted model, not a curated record.
UGUCUCGGCAUACACCUGACCAUGACGAAAAGUCGCGCAAUAGCCAAUCGGAGAGGGGAAUGAGGGGGAAAAGGUAUUUCAGAAGCCGUGCUAAACAGCGGCGUUUUUCGGAGCUGCUGUUGGAGCGGAGAGUCGGUGCUUGCUCAGAUUCCCGAGUCCUGCAGAGGAGCUGCCGUUGGAAUGUUCCAGAGCUGAAUGAUGGCAACGAACGAAAGUUUUGCCAUACUGAAUUCUGCUUACUUGGCUGUAGAAUAUAUAGACUCUUUCUUGCCCCAGAAUCCACUGCAGCAGCCAUUUAAAAAUGCUUGGAUCUCUAUGCUAAGUAACUAUACUAAAUUCCAGAUUGCAACCUGGGGGUCCCUUCUCGUCCAUGAGUUGGCAUAUUUCUUCAUUUGCUUGCCUGGAUUUGUUUUUCAGUUUAUACCUUACAUGCAAAAGUAUAAAAUACAACAGGAUAAGCCAGAAACAUGGGAAAAACAAUGGAGGUGUUUCAAAACAAUUAUGUUCAACCACUUCUUCAUUCAGUUGCCAUUGAUCUGUGGCACUUACUAUUUCACGGAAUAUUUUAACAUUCCUUAUGACUGGGACCACAUGCCGAGAUGGUUUGUGAUAGUUGCCCAGUGUUUUGGGUGUGCGGUGAUUGAGGACACCUGGCAUUAUUUUCUGCAUAGACUCCUGCAUCAUAAGAGACUAUACAAGUAUAUCCACAAAGUGCAUCAUGAGUUUGUUGCUCCAUUUGGGAUGCAAGCAGAAUAUGCUCACCCUCUGGAAACUCUGAUCCUUGGGACUGGAUUUUUUAUUGGAAUAGUUAUCUUCUGUAAUCACGUGAUUCUUUUGUGGGCAUGGGUAAUUUGUCGCUUGCUGGAGACUAUUGAUGUCCACAGUGGCUAUGAUAUUCCUCUGAAUCCCUUGCAUUUGGUGCCUUUCUAUGGUGGGGCUUGCUUUCAUGACUUCCAUCACAUGAACUUCAUUGGCAACUAUUCUUCAACCUUCACAUGGUGGGAUAAAAUCUUUGGAACAGACUCUCAGUACCAAUCCUACGUGGAAAAAAUGAAGAAACAGGAGCAUAUGAAGAAAAAGACCAACUAAAUCCUGCCACUGUAAAGGGGAAAGGGCUGCAGCACCAGACAGCUGCUAAUGGCUGCCAUGCACUUUUGCUUAAAACUGGAAGGUAUAACACAUGUUGCAGUACUAAAGCAAAGUCUGCUUUAAAGAAAGCCCCAGUACAAGCCUUCUGAUGCUUUGUCAUGUAGGAGGGAAAACCUGUAGCAUCCUAAUGGGAAUGCAGUGCUGUUCUAUAAAAAAGUAAAAGCACAUGGGUAAUGAAAGUAAAUGUAUUCGCAAGUUUUGUAUUUACAAAUGAGUCCUUUACCUUUGGAUUGAACUAGUAAACACCUCUGUGGUACAAAUGUUAAACUUUUUAGAACUUGUAAAGUACAACCAGGAAAAUAGAGGUUUUUACCAGUUUUUGAGGAGGAAUUUCUUGGGAGCAGCAAUACUGAAGAACUUUUUGGCAAACAAUUUGCACAUGCUAAUAGGUCUUAAUUCCAAAACCUUUCACAGUCUAUUGUCAGUAAAUAUUUUUCCUCUUGCAAAGAGCCUUUUUAUUCUGUUUUACAAAAUCUGUUCCAUCAGUGUGCUUCCAUUGCAUAACGAUUUGUAAACUACUGAGCUAUUGGUACAUUUGUGUCUUGUAAAAUAACAUAGGGUUGAUCUGAUGUUUGUUUAUGUUCACUGUGGAACAAAUAAAACGAUCCUGGCUUUUA